AGGACAAACAUUAACGGAGAAUUACAUAUUUUUAAAAAAUCCUUCCUAGAAUUGAGAGGGUCCCUGUGGGUGAAUCCAAUCAAUCAGUGGAACAGCUUUGCCUCCAGGAAUUGUGGGAGCUCCAACAAUGGGAUUUUCUAAAGAGGAGACUGCACAGCUGUUUGUCCAGAACCGUAUCGGGUCUCCUGCUUGGAGAGGUGGUCCUUCCAACUCCCAUUCCGUAAUUCUGUCCGAACUUCAGGAUCCUUUAAGACUCCGCACGUAGCGAAACUUCACGUGCUAAAUAGUUUUACAUUGCAUGUAAUCAGUGGAAACAUCUGGCAGAUGCCUGAGGCAGAGACAGGACAAGCCUGUUUUUCGACCUCCGAGGACGAGACGGUGGCCAGAUAGGCAGCAUCCGCGAUUAGAAAGCCAACACAAGAGCGGCAUCUGUCGGAGCUAAAAGGAACUGAAACCAUCGAGUACUGUGUUGCUAGACAGGAUGGGGGGGAGAGGAAAGGAGACGCGCAGAGGAACUUCCUCUUCCGGAUCUCUCAUGGGAGGAAGGUGGCGUGCAGAGGGUUAUUUCUGCUCUUCCAAGGAUCAAAGCAUCAGCUGGAAGACAAAGAGGAUGGCUAUAACAGCACUCCGGAUGACUGAGAAUAACAAGCAACAUUGAAAAGGAAAGCAAAUCAAGCCAGAAAUCAAAGUAUUUUCCAUUUCCAACUGAUUAGGGGCAAAAGGCAGUUCCUCUUCCUCCCCACUGACUGGCUGCAGCUUCAUGCUUUCCCCAAGCAAAGCCUCAGGACUCCUGCUGCAGCUGUGCUUCAGCCAAAUCCUUGUCAGACAACUGACUGGAGCCAUUGAUCAACUCCCCUACAGAUGUGCCAGGAAGUGGUUCAUCUUCCUCUGAACUGACAUCUGAAGAGUGAUCUGGGAAAGCAUCUGAAGGAGUCAUAACAGGCAGACAGUAAUACAGGUCUUGAACUGGGAGGAAGAAAACGGCUGCAAUCAAAGCAAACUAAAGGGGAUCACACACAUUUUUGAUCUCCUCAAUAAUUUCAGUGGUGGAAAAGCUCCAUAGAUGUGCCUGUUGUGUGGAAAGCACAGAUUGCAAAUCACAACUGAUAAUGCAUAAGAUGAUCCACACUGGAAAAAAGCCAUAUUAAUGCUACAAAUGUGACAAAAGCUUUUGUCAGAAUAGUUUUCUUGUGGUUCCUAGAAAGACCCAUAGAGGACAGAUGCCCUACAUCUGCUCUCAAUGUGGUAAAUACUUUCACAAGCAUGGCAAUCUGGUGGUACAUCAGAGGACUCACAACAGGGAGAAAUCAUGUGAGUGUCCAGUUUGUGGAAAAUGUUUCAUUGCAAAUUCCCACCUGGUGAGACACCAGAGGACUCACACAGGAGACAAACCCUUUAAAUGUCCUGAUUGUGCAAAACAUUUUUGUGACAAUUAUACCUUGGUGAGACACCAGAGAACUCACUCAGGAGAGAAACCCUUUGAAUGUCCUGAUUGUGCGAAACGUUUCAGUCAGAAUUCCUACCUGGUGAUACACCAGCGGAUUCACACAGGAGAGAAACCUUAUGAGUGUCCAGUUUGUGGAAAAAGUUUCCUUGAAAAUUCCCACCUGGUGAGACACCAGAGGACUCACACAGGAGAGAAACCAUAUGAGUGUCCUGAUUGUGGGAAACGUUUCCUUACAAAUUUCCACCUGGUGAUCCACCAGAGGACUCACACAGGAGAGAAACCAUAUGAGUGUCCACAGUGUGGGAAACGUUUCAGUCAGAAUUCUGACCUGGUGAUCCACCAGAGGACUCACACAGGAGAGAAACCAUAUGAGUGUCUGGAGUGUGGAAAAAGUUUCAAUCAGAAUUCCAACCUGGUGAGACACCAGAGGACUCACACAGGAGAGAAACCAUAUGAGUGUUCACAGUGUGGGAAAUGUUUCAGUACCAAUUCCAGUCUAGUAAUACACCAGAGGACUCACACAGGAGAGAAACCUUAUGAGUGUCCAGUUUGUGGAAGAAGUUUCAUUUCAAAUUCCCAAUUGGUGAAACACCAGAGGACUCACACGGGAGAGAAACCAUAUGAGUGUCCACAGUGUGGGAAAAGUUUCAGUCAGAAUUCCAACCUGGUGGACCACCAGAGAACUCACACUGGAGAGAAACCCUUUGAAUGUCUUGAUUGUGGGAAAAGUUUCAGUUACCAAUCUAAUCUUCUGAUACAUCAAAGGACUCAUACUGGAGAGAAACCCUUUGAAUGUCCUGAUUGUGGGAAAAGUUUCAGUCACAAUUCCAGUCUAGUAAUACACCAGAGGACACACACUGGAGAGAAACCCUUUGAAUGUCCUGACUGUGGGAAAUGUUUCAUUCAGUGUUACAGCCUGGUGAUACAUCAAAAGUAUCACAUUGGAGAGAAGCCAUUUGAAUGUCCUGAAUGUGGGAAAAGUUUCAUUCAGAAUUCACACUUGUUGAGACACCAGAGGACUCAUACUGGAGAGAAACCCUUUGAAUGUCCUGAUUGUGGGAAAUGUUUCAGUCAGAAUUUUGACCUGGUGAACCACCAGAGGACUCACACAGGAGAGAAACCUUACGAGUGUUCAGUUUGUGGAAGAAGUUUCAUUUCAAAUUCCGCCCUGGUGAAACACCAGAGGACUCACACAGGAGAGAAAUCAUAUGAGUGUUCAUAGUGUGGGAAAAGUUUCAGUCAUAAUUCCAACCUGAUGAACCACCAGAUGACUCAUAUUGGAGAGAAACCCUUUGAAUGUCCUGAUUGUGGGAAACGUUUCAGUCUCAAUUCCAGUCUAGUAAUACACCAGAGGACACACACUGGAGAGAAACCCUUUGAAUGUCCUGACUGUGGGAAAAGUUUCAUUCAGAAUUCACACUUGGUGAAACACCAGAGGACUCACACAGGAGAGAAACCGUAUGAAUGUCCAUAGUGUAAGAAAAGUUUCAGUUACUCUUCUGUGCUUGUGAAAAACUGGAGGACAGAUGCAG
Messenger RNA from Thamnophis elegans (Western terrestrial garter snake), 2979 nucleotides. Its product is annotated as zinc finger protein 271-like. The record is from RefSeq and is a predicted model, not a curated record. Gene Ontology annotation, molecular function: DNA-binding transcription factor activity; RNA polymerase II cis-regulatory region sequence-specific DNA binding. Bases 1221 to 2669 code for a protein of 482 amino acids. The transcript has 2 exons. Lineage: Eukaryota; Metazoa; Chordata; Lepidosauria; Squamata; Natricidae. Gene Ontology annotation, biological process: regulation of transcription by RNA polymerase II.